GGAGGAGGCGGACGGGGAGCCAAGUGGGUCGGGCUCGGCGGAGAAGCCAGCCCCGCCCCAGUACGGGGAGACGCCGGAACUGGAUAGGAAGAGAUCGUGGCGCCUGGAGCUUCCCGGACCCGAUUAGGUGUCGUACCCGGCCUGGUUACCUAGGUAACGGGCGUCGCGGUCCGGCGGGGAACCGCUUGCGGAGGUGGGUUCUCCGACCUCUGGAAUGGCUGGCAGUCCAUUGAGUUAAGUUUCCGGUUUAGUCUAACCCUACCGUCGUUUUCGAAGAACCCAAUCCGCUUUUCCUCGUUCUGUGGAUGAUGUGGGACGUCUCUGCAGUCAGGGAGGGGGUGUGACGGCUUCUCAAGACGACUUAAGAGGCCCAUUCUCUUCAAUCAUGGAAACAUCAUCUGAGGGCCUGCUCACCCAAGUUACUCAGUUCUGGAACCUCCUAGAUGAUUUGGCUGAAAGUAACCCUGAGAGCUAUGAGAAGUUCAUUCAACAACAGAUCAAAGAGGGGAAACAGCUCUGUGCUGCCCCAGAACCACAACUCUGUAUAGAGACCAGGAUACUGAAACCAAAAGAAAAAAUACUUUUUAUCAACCUAUGUCAGUGGAAAAGAAUCCCAGCUCCCCAGUCACACACUCAUCCUGUACCUAUAAGUGUCGGCAGACCAGAAGAUAUGUCUGAGACAUCAGAUGUUUACACAGUCCUCGAUGUUGCCUACAAUCCUGAUGUUAUCCAGGCAGCAGAAAAGGACCCGGAGAAAAAAGGUCAAUUGAUACAGAUGGCCAUGAAGUGCAUUGAAGAAAAAUUCCACUUCACUCUCUCACACUCUUACCAUAUUACAAAGUGUAAAAUGAAAGGAAGCAUUCAAAGAAUGAAACAAAAUCUAAUGGGAAUCCAAACUGACCCAAAAGAUUUAAGAGAGAAAAUGAGAAAUGAACUAACCCUUGAUCAGAUAAAAAACAGUACAAUGGACAAUUCAGAUCACCUUCCUCAACUUUUACUGCCAAAGGACCAAGUUUCAGGAAAAGCAGGGCGUCUGAUAGAAGAGAUUUCUAGUACAGAGAUCCAGGUGGAGAUGAAGAGACCUGACUAUGAAUUGAAAAUUGUGGAAGAUCAGAAUGAGAAACCUCUGAAAAUUGAAUUAAAAGUUGAAUUACCUGGUGUUAACUCAGUAUCUGUCUGUGAUCUUCGUGUUUCAGAGGAUGAUUUAUUGAUUGAGGUCUCUGAGAAGUACAGACUACAUCUGAACCUUCCGGAAUCUGUGAAUACUGAAAUGACUACAGCAAAAUUUAUCAAAGAGAAAGCAACAUUAAUCGUCACAAUGCCAUUGAUAUAAGAAAAGAGCAUCAUGUUUUUGGUUUCCAGUGCUUAAAUCGUGAAUUAUAGGGCCUUUAUAAUGG
Molecule: messenger RNA, 1397 nt
Organism: Talpa occidentalis (Iberian mole)
Lineage: Eukaryota; Metazoa; Chordata; Mammalia; Eulipotyphla; Talpidae
Gene: PIH1D2
Product: PIH1 domain containing 2
Exons: 6
Coding region: 386-1333 (315 amino acids)
Biological process (GO): rRNA processing; box C/D snoRNP assembly
Cellular component (GO): R2TP complex; ribonucleoprotein complex; cytoplasm
Source: RefSeq, a predicted model, not a curated record